This is a messenger RNA of Magnusiomyces paraingens, 1884 nucleotides long. RefSeq lists its product as uncharacterized. The coding region runs from base 1 to 1884 and encodes 627 amino acids. Lineage: Eukaryota; Fungi; Ascomycota; Dipodascomycetes; Dipodascales; Dipodascaceae. The transcript has a single exon. The record is from RefSeq and is a predicted model, not a curated record. Gene Ontology annotation, molecular function: nucleic acid binding; zinc ion binding.
AUGACUUCCCGUGUCACAGUUCAACAGGUUAUGGGCCGCACUUCGGCUUAUAUUAAUCUUACUUCCUCUGAAAAACUCACUCCUCUCAACUAUCAUGUCUGGGCUACUAAGAUCCUUUUGGGUCUUCGUGCAAUGAAUAAUGGUGUCCAUCUUUAUGUCGAAGCUGGUACUGUCAAUCCAGCUGCUAAUGAAUCCCUCGAAGACCUCACCGCCUCGCUUGACACCGUCGUCCAUGAUGUUAUCCUCAAUAAUAUUUCUCCUGAGUUGAUCGAACAUGUUAAUGAUGUGGCCAUUAGAGGCCGUGACCUCUGGCUUUAUCUUCAUCAGGAGUAUAGUCAACUUCAACCCGCCGAUGUCAUCUCACUUAUGAAAUCCCUCUAUGCUGGCAAUAUUGAUGUUGGUCCAAAGUUUGUUUCUUCUGUUCGUUCUUAUGUUGCUACCUGGCGUUCCAUCUACCAAUCAUUGUCGCCUGAUUCGGUUGUGGCCUUCAACGCUUUGGCCUCAAUGGGUCCCAAUUGUGAGCGCUUCAUCCAGUACGCCUUGGAGCACCGCUUUGAUAGUAACAAUGCUGACAACCUUGAUAUCAACAACUUCAUCCGGAACACUGAUAAAUGGGCCAAGUUGUUGAAGAUUACUGGACCCCCUGCUACUCUUUCGACUGAAGCGUUCGUUGCUUCAUCAAAGAAGUACAAUAACAAAUCUAAGGGUGAUGGUAUCAAAUGUUUUCGUUGUAAGAGGCGUGGUCAUACUUCCAACAAUUGUCAUGUCUCUUGGGAAGAGGUUCAGGCUGCUCGCCAAGAUAAUAAGGAUGACAAGGAAUCUAAGGAGGCUAAAACCUCAAGAGGUUGGUUUGCUGAGACUAUUGAUGAAUUUUCUGAGAUAGUUGAUGAUGAUCCAUUUGUGAGUUCCGCUUUUGUGUCCGAGACAUCUGUUGUUUCUGAAAAGUUUGGUAACAGUUGCUCCGAGUCGUUUGAUGAUUUGGAAUCCGAACUUUUUGAUUCUUCUGAGCCGUGUGUCGGCGAUGAAGAUUGUUUUGUUGGUCAAGUUUCUGAGUAUUGUUCAAACUCAGGACUUGAUAUUGAUUCAGUUGGUAAACCGUUUGUUGGUUCCACUGAUGAUUCUUGUUUUAUUUCUGAACCGUAUGUCGGUUCUACUAUUGUUUGUUUGGAGUCUGAACCGUGUGUCAGUUCAGCUCCUAUUUGUUUUGAUUCUGAAUCGUUGGUCGAUUCGGAUAUUGUUCCUUUUGAUUCUGAACCGUUGGUCGGUUCUUCUUUUAUUUCUUGUUCUGAUUCUAAACCGUUGGUCGGUUCUGAUGAUGAUAUUGUCUUACCUUCUUUUGAUUUUUUGGUGGAUUCAAUUACUGAACCUUCUCCACCUAAUGUUAAACCUAUUGUUACACCAAAAUCCCGUUUUUCUCCAUUCUUUUACUUAUCUUUUGUUACCAUCAUGUUGUUUUCCUUGAUUUUAAUUGUCGUCUGGCAUCCUUCUUCAAUCUUGGAUUUAAGUCAUUCAGUACAUCACGUUUUUGUUGCUGAAUCUACUACUUCUGCUGAGGCCAACUUAGUUGUUGGGUCUGAUUCUUUUGACUUUAUCCAUGAUACUGGUGCUACCAGUCACAUUUGCAAUAACAUCUCAUAUUUUUCUUCUCUUCGUCCCACUUCGGCUACCAUUCGUGGUCUUGGUUCUGCUACUGCUGAGGGGGUUGGCGACAUUGUCGUUGAUCUUCUUGGUAAAGAUGACCAGCCUUGUGACCGCGUUGUUCUUCGAGAUGUUUUAUAUGUUCCUAAGAUUCCUCGCAAUUUAUUUGCUGCUCGUCGAGCUACUGCUGGUGGUUGUAGGUUCAUUCAAGACCUUAACCAUAUUUCUGUUGAACAGCUAAAAUAG